AUGUCUCCGCUUUACAUAUCUUUUAAGACUAUUAAAGAUAUUCUUGAGAGGCCUUCUCCAAAUACACCAGUACAUGCUAUCUUGAGACUCAGAUCUGUCUUUGACAGUUUGUGUCGGUCUAUAUCAUGGCAACUUACUUACUGCAAAGAAAACACAAAUGUAGUUUGCAAUGAUGAACAUGCAACUGUUCAGUUUUCUCCUCCGUGGUAUUCCGAUGCUGAAGAUUUUCGCUAUGUCUCACAUGGAAAACAUUUGGCAGAGGAGAAAGUGUCAAAUUUUGGGACGGCACAUUCUGGCUUAGUUAUACAAGAGGAGAACUUCUUGGAAGAGAUUUUAACCAACAAACUGUUUGUUAUUUCUGAAUGUCGAGUACGCAGUGAGUAUGCGGAAAUGUUGUUAAAUAUCAAGUCAAAAAAUUCUCCUGACGAAAUCGAAAUGAUAAAACUCGGGAUUUACGAGUUCAUGUACUUUGCUAGAGAUAGUGUCAAGAGUUGGAAGUUAUCACAUUAUAAUAUAAGGCGCGUAGUAAGACCCCAGAAUAACGAACCUCACUAUAUUUUCAGUACAUUUGGGAUAUUGGCUAUAACAGAAAAAGAACAAGAGCAUUUAAGUCUUACAGACUGGUUUCAAGAAGCAGUUUUAUAUGAAUCAUUAAUUCAGAAUUCAUCAUUUCGUUAUCUUGCAGCAUGGAAAUCAUUUGUUGUGUAA
This is a messenger RNA of Trichobilharzia szidati, 708 nucleotides long. The record is from the annotation of a GenBank genome assembly. Lineage: Eukaryota; Metazoa; Platyhelminthes; Trematoda; Strigeidida; Schistosomatidae.